UGUUGUUGCCAAAGGCCUGCUGUAGCCCUCCUUCAUGGCUUUGUAUUACUGUAAUUUCCUACUGUGAUUACGUUUACAGGCAAAACAGUGUUGUUAUUUUUUUGUAAAUAAAACUCAAAUUUCUAAAUAUAAUUUCAGAUAACCGAAAAAAGCUGAAAUAAAAUGUAAAUAUAGGAAACAAUGAACGUAAAAUGUAAAUAGUAAAACGCUGAAGAACAGAACUAUAAAUAAAAAUUAAAAUAGCUGUAAUAAAAUUUUUAAAUAGCUGUAAUAAAUGCUACAACAGUUUAUAAUUACCAUUCAAAUAACACCAAGGCAAACGAAUCAGGGUCAGCGCCGAUCCUGUUUUUAUAAAAAGGUAUUUGUCGCCAUCUAACGGUGUGAUGCUGUAACAACAGCGGAAAAUUGGGUUAAAAUGUAGUGACGUCAGACGCAGAAGAGCGUCGCUGUAUUUUCGUCAUCGAUCGCAGGUGUCUCUACCGGCCAUCUGGAAGGAGUUACAGUACGUACUUAGAUAUUGACCAGGCUGGAAAAUUGGCAAGGACCAGCAACCACUUCAGAAUGACAUUGGGAGCUGUUGCCUCUGUGAUCCUCGCCAUAGGAGGAGCCGCGGUGUUUUCUGCUCUUCAUAAGAUUGAAGAAGGACAUGUGGGUGUUUACUACAGAGGUGGAGCUCUGCUGACCAUCACCAGUGGUCCUGGCUUUCAUCUGAUGCUGCCGUUCAUUACUUCAUUCAAGUCCGUACAGACAACCCUACAAACAGAUGAAGUAAAGAAUGUUCCAUGCGGCACAAGUGGAGGUGUGAUGAUCUACUUUGAUUGCAUUGAGGUGGUAAACUAUCUUGUUCCCUCAGCAGUUUAUGGCAUUGUGAGAAACUUCACUGCCGACUACGACAAGGCUCUGAUUUUCAACAAGGUACACCAUGAGCUGAAUCAGUUCUGUAGUGUGCACACACUUCAGGAGGUCUACAUAGGUCUAUUUGAUCAAAUAGACGAGAAUCUUAAGCUCACGCUGCAGCAGGAUCUCACCAGCAUGGCCCCCGGACUCAUCAUUCAGGCGGUCCGUGUCACCAAGCCAAACAUUCCAGAAAGCAUUCGCAGGAACUAUGAACUAAUGGAGAGUGAGAGAACGAAGUUACUGAUUGCAGCUCAGACUCAGAAGGUUGUAGAGAAAGAAGCAGAGACCGAGAGGAAAAAGGCUGUUAUUGAGGCAGAGAAGGUGGCUCAGGUAGCUGAAAUAAAAUUUGGACAGAAAGUUAUGGAAAAAGAAACAGAGAAAAAGAUCUCAGAAAUUGAAGACAGCGCUUUCCUUGCUAGGCAGAAAGCAAAAGCAGAUGCAGAGUUUUACACCGCACAGAGAGCAGCAGAGGCCAACAAGCUGAAGCUGACCCCUGAAUAUCUCCAGCUGAUGAAAUUUAAGGCAAUAGCAGCUAAUAGUAAGAUGUACUUUGGAAGUGAGAUCCCCCAUAUGUUCAUGGACGUGGGACUGGGAAGCUCCUCCUCAGCUACCUCCAAAGCUAUAGACGCCCUCUCAGAGGGCAUACUGGACCUGGAAUGAUGAGAGAAGUUGUGUUGUAGCACUGAGGAUAAAUGAACAGGUAAUAAAAGAGACGAAUGGCAAGUCAUUAGACUGCAUUGGUACAGUCAGUGCAGCUGAAACCACUUCAGUAAAGAAACGCGGUGCUGUAUCAGUGGGACCGAAACACUAUACCUGCAACUAUACCCUGGUGAGUGGAUCACAAGCCAGUGGUGGUUAACUAGAGUAUAAACCUUUUAAGUAGAACAGUGUGUGGGAAUGUGAAUUUGAAUGUGAGAUUAGAACUCAUGUAGACAUUUGUGCAUGAUUUAAAUGUUUUAAUAUACAUCAGGUUUGUAAAACUAAAGACGCAUUAAUUUUUUCACACUGAGGAAAUUUUUUGAUGUUCUUUCAAGACAUCUUAGUGUCUUGGAGGCUUUUAUACCUCAGGGAUUUAAAGAAUUAAAAACAGAAUAUGGACUGGAUUAAAAUAGUGUUCUUAAUUGUAUUGCCAUUUGAAUUUUUACUGACUCGGCCGACUGUCCUUUUUUCGCCCCAUUGAGUCAGUAAAAAUUAAAAUAAUUUGGCAAAAACAUUUAGAACACCAUCCAAGAACACUAUCAAGAGUUCAAGAGUUAACAAUUUAUAGUGAGGAAAUGGUUGUAUGAACCUACAAAAUCGUAAGGUCAUCUAAAAAAUGGUGUAGCAUUGCUUUUAUCGUUAAAUAUAAAGUUCAGCAUCAUUUGUCACUUUUAUCAGUUGUGUGCAGUUUUUUUCCCAGAGGAGUGUAAUCGAAUAUACUCUCUAGCCAUUUUCACGUUUCUGUGGAUAUGGGAGACUAUAUAAAAAAAAUCUUUGUUGCUAUCUCACCACUGAACUUGAAGCAUGAAGCAUGUCUGGGCAGUUUCUGACACAUGGAAGUGUUUGAUUAUGCUCGAUGUUGUUAGUCAUACAAUGGGGAAAAUAUUUAGUAAUCCACCACUGGUUUUGUAAGUUUGCCCACUUACAAAGAAAUUAAGGGUCUGUAAUUAUUAUGGUAAGUUUAUUUUAAGGUAUAGAGACAGAAUACCAACCAAAAAAAUCCAGAAAAAAAAACAUAUUAUAUAAAUGUUAGAAAUAAGUAUUUGUUUGCCAAGCAAAACAUUAGUACUUGGUGCAGAAACCCUUGUUGGCAAGCACAGAGGUAAGAUGUUUUUUCAGGUUUGCACACAUCUCAGGAAAGAGUUUGGUCUUUUAUAGAUCCUCUUUAAAUCCUUAAGGUUUCUUGGCUGUUGUUUGGCAACUCAAAGUUUCAGCUCCAGUGUUUCUUCUUGAGCCACUCCUUUGUUGCCUUGGGGGUAUGUUUUGGGUCAUUGUCAUGCUAGGAGACCCAUCCAUGACCCAUCUUCAGUGUUCUGACAGAGGGAGGGAGGUUCUCUUCCAAGAUUUUACAGUAAAUGGCCCCAUCCAUUUGUCAGUCAAUGUGUUGAAGUCAUCCUGUUCCUUUAGCAGAAAAACAACCCCAAAGCAUUUCUCUCCCUCCGAACACGGCGAGUCAAGUUAAUGCCAAAGAGCUCAAUUUUAGUCUCAUCUGAUCCCAGCACUUUCUCCCAAGCAAACACUAAAUCUUUAUAUGUUCUUUGGCAAACUUUAAACGGGCCUGUAAAUGUGUCUUUUUGAGCAUGGGGACCUUGCGGGUGCUGCAGGAUUUCAGUCCAUUUAAUUGGUAAUGUGUUACCAAUGUUUUGCUUGGUGAAUGUGGUCCCAACUGCCUUAAGAUCAUUUACAUGCUCCUCCCGUGUUGUCCGAGGCUGAUCUCUCACAUUUUUCUCAUGAUCAUCCUUACCCCAUUAGGCAAGCUCCAGACCAAGGCUGAUUAAUGGUUGUUUUGUACUUCUUACACUUCUGAAUAUUCGCACCAACAAUUGUCUCCUUCUCACCAAACUUCUUGCUGAUGGUCUUGUACAAUCUUGUAAUUUAAAUAGCAGAGUAGCGGCCGGAAAAGACGAAAACGAAUCAAAGCCGUAGGGAAAUACCCAGAAUUAUAUGCAACCAACCAUAGAUUCUUUCAAAGACAACAUAAGGAAGUCAUAAACGUGGAGAAAGAUAGUGUUUGUCGUCAGUUUUUCAGGUAAGAAUGUCUAAUUUUUUGAUCUGAGGUAAAAUGUUCAGUGACAGUCCUUAGAAACAUUAAGAAAUAAACGUACCUAUAAAAAAAUGUCUUCUUUGUUUUUAUUGAGCAAACAAAUCAGUAUUAGUAGCUACAGCGUUAGAAAUGUUGAAAUUGCUUAUAAUAAUACAAAACAAUUGAUGAAUGGCAAUCUAGAAUGCUAAUGAUAAUCUAGACUAAAUUAUAACACACAUUCUUUUCAUUAAUUAACGUUCAAAACUUAGCUAUUAUCAAUUAAAAUAAUAUUUAAAAUAAUAAUAAUAAUAAACAUUAAGUUAAAUCUCAUUAAUCUUGCUGCUUAGAACUUGAUUCGAUUUUGAGCGAUAUUGAGUAUAGAAAUUGCACGUCCGGUGUGCAAUACCUCGAGUUGUCCUACGUGUGGCACGGCGCUGCGCUUCUUGUCCGGUGUGCGACCCUCUUUAUACAGCUAACAAGAUGACAUCAGGAGUAACUUCUUAAAGUGGCAGGACCAAUCGGUGUUCCACAUGGGCACAUAACCAAUCUGUGGGGAGCCAGAAUUCGUGCUGGUUGGUAGGGGGUCAAAUACUUAUUUCACUCACUGAAAUGCAAAUAAACUUCUAACCUUUAUAUAAUGUGUUUUUUAUGGAUUUUUGGGUUGAUAUUCUGUCUCUAUCCGUUA
Carassius auratus (goldfish) is the source of this 4304-nucleotide messenger RNA. RefSeq names its product erlin-2-like. Gene Ontology annotation, cellular component: endoplasmic reticulum; endoplasmic reticulum membrane. Bases 562 to 1557 code for a protein of 331 amino acids. Lineage: Eukaryota; Metazoa; Chordata; Actinopteri; Cypriniformes; Cyprinidae. Gene Ontology annotation, biological process: SREBP signaling pathway. The transcript has 13 exons. Gene Ontology annotation, molecular function: cholesterol binding; ubiquitin protein ligase binding. The record is from RefSeq and is a predicted model, not a curated record.